Molecule: messenger RNA, 2937 nt
Organism: Dromaius novaehollandiae (emu)
Lineage: Eukaryota; Metazoa; Chordata; Aves; Casuariiformes; Dromaiidae
Gene: AMH
Product: anti-Mullerian hormone
Exons: 5
Coding region: 1-2001 (666 amino acids)
Biological process (GO): Mullerian duct regression; gonad development
Molecular function (GO): growth factor activity
Source: RefSeq, a predicted model, not a curated record
AUGAAGCCUGCUCUCAGGGUGCUUCUGCAGUGCCUGGUGCUGUUGCUCCCGUCCGUAGCACUGCCGAGAAAAGGGAGCGCUGGGGAACGGAUUUCCCCUACUGAUGAACUAGAGCUGCCUCUUUCGGAGGAGCUGGGACUUGAGGAGAGGAAGACAGAAAACGCAAGUGCACACGAAAGAGCGAGACCCAGCUCACUGGCAAGGUCAAAGAUGACUGUUGCUACUCGCCUCUUUUCCAAGAGUGACCCUGGAGCAAAGUGCCUCCAGGUGAUUGCUGAAGAUAGGGGCAUAAGCUGGUCCCACUCCAGCCUUCACCCUUGGCCGCUUGGGGGGCUGGAGGGUCCAGUGUGCAGGGUGAAAAUGGAGCAGGACGGAAUGGCCUCGAGGCACCUGGAAGUCGUGGGUGUCCUCACCCACUAUGAAAGCAGCUUCAUCAAGCUGUUAAGACAACGUGCCAGCUGGGAUGAAAGCUAUCUCGAAACCUUUGGAAUUUGUCCGGCAGGGGAGGCACAUGCCUCUCUCCACUCCCUGAAACACAUCCACGCUCACUUGGCAGAGCCAGGGGAGGAUCGGUUCCUUGUGCUGCAUCUGGAGGAAGUGAAGUGGGAGGCCCAGGCAAAGCUGCAGUUCAAGCUGCUUUUCCAGGCGGACGUGGGGCGGUCGCUGGGAGAGCUGCGGUUCGCCUUGCUGCUGUUCUACCCGGGCGGCCGAGCCGGGCAGGGCAGCGGGGAGAGAGCGGAGCUGCUGGCGGCGGGCCGAGGACUGUCCCAGGAGCAGAGCCUCUGCCUCUCCGGGGACACCCAGUACUUGGUCCUUGGAGCCUCGGUAGCCUCUGUGACCCGCACAGACGAGCAGCUCAGCUUCGAGGCUUCCUUGGCAAUUAGGCAUCGUGGUGAUGGAGAUGCCCCCCUGCCCUCAGCAGAGACCCAGCAGCUCCUUUUCGGCUCUGAUGACAAGUGCUUCACCAGGAUGACACCCGUGUUGCUCCUGCUGGCAAAGCCGCAGAGGGAAGACGACGCUUUGGCCCCUUCUUCCUACCUCUCCGCUGCUGGGGCGGUGGAAGUGGCUCCAUACCCACAGCUCAGCCCACCCCAGACCGGGACUCAGGAGCUGCCGUCCCCCACCUCGCCCAGCCAAGCCAACGCUUCAGCCCCAGCGCCCGGUGGCAGCGGCUGGUUCCUGGACGUCCUGACCAGGUUCAUCCGCCAGGUCCUGAGCUCCUCCAGUGAGCCGCCCACCCAGCCCAGCUCCCACCACUGGCUGGACUUCGAGAUGAUGGAGACCCUCCCUCACCAGCUGCUCAAUCUGUCGGAGAAGGCAGCGCUGGAGCGGCUGGUGCAGUCGGAGGAGCCCUCCGUGCUGCUUUUCCCCCAGGACAGCACCGCUGUGCUGGAGCAGCACCUUGGGGGCUGGCAGCCGGAGGGGACCGUGCUGCAGCUGCUGAUGGGCAAGCUGCAGGCGGUGAUUCAAGAGCUGAAGGACAUCCCCUCUUUCCAAGCCAACAUGGGGCUUUUCGAGCAUCUCCUGAGCUUCUGCUACUACACACCGGGGCCAGGUGAGGGCCAAGCCAGCAAGGAGCCCCCCAGGUCCGGGAAGCUGCACACGCUGCUGCUGCUGAAGGCUUUGCAGACGGUGCGUGCCCGCUGGCAGGAGAGGAGGAAAGUCCUGCGGCAGAACCGCAGCGCGCGGCACCAGGCCCACUGCCGCCUGCAAGAGCUGACCAUCGACCUCCACGACCGCAAGUUCAUCGUCAUGCCCACGGUGUACGUGGCCAACAACUGCGAGGGCCCCUGCAAGCUGCCCCUCUCCACCCGCGUCCCCAGCUACUACUCGCACACCGUGCUGCUGCUGGGCAUGCAGGAGCGGGGCUCGCCCCUGCAGCGGGCUCCCUGCUGCGUGCCCGUCCGCUACUCGGACCAGCUCAUCAUCAGUGUUUCCGCGGAGGGGCUGGAGGUCCGUAAGUUCCCCAACAUGGUAGCAGAAGAGUGUGGCUGUCGGUAGAGGCUCCUGGCCACGUCCUGGCUCUUCCUAGCCUCGCUCUCCUCCUGCUUUGCCCUUGCAGCUUGGAGCUGGGCCUUCUCGCCGAGGUGUGUGGCCUCUGUUUGCCUUUUCCACGUGGUUUGGCUUUAGUCUUGCUCUGGUUCUGGGUUUGUUUUUAGCCUUGCUGGUCCUUGGAGAGCUGACUUGCAGCCUGCUGUUUCCCCACUCCCUUUUAUGAGGCCGGAGAUGUCCGAUGCACCAGGAGGUCCAAGCUGCUGUGUGGUUUGGGCUGGAUACAGGAGGUGCAGGGCCGUCACAGGCAGGGAAAGACCUGGCUGAUCCAGUUAUGACCACGACGAUUUAUCCAUUGCCUUCUGUUUCUGUAGCUCCCUGGGGAGGGCAGUUGUCACUUCGUCUAAUCCCCCCUCACUUGCAGCAUGCUUUGGCUGUUUUGGAGUCCAGUCCAUGGCCCAUCGCUAAGCCCGCGCUGUCCACAUUGCUCUAAACGCUCUGAGGAGCGAGACAAGCAGCAACAUCCCCGCUGCGUGCACAAAGCCCGGCCCGGCUUUGUCGCUGCCCACACCAUAAAUAGGACGCAAACUGCGGUCCCUGCUGCCCUCGUUGGCAGCGUGUCACCUCCCCGGGCUGGGUGGCUGCCAGGGCACCUGUUCUGUGUCCCCAUUCCAGUGUCCCCCUGCCAGCGUCAGCCCAGCUGCACCCGGAUCGUCUUCCCAGCUAAGCAAGUGGCAGUGCCCUGUGCCUGCUGCUGCCCUCUCCGCCCCAGCGCUUAGCGUGACCUGCCUGGGGCUGACGUAGGGCCUGGCAUCCCCCCAAAAGGGUGAGAUGCCCCCCCAGCUCCCUGGCUCUCCUGCAUGCAGCAAACCGCAGCCCCGAGCGCAGGGAACGGCUCUUCGGCUUCGCACCGGCCCCUCGCUGGCCGCGAGGCUGAUGGGGGCA